This is a messenger RNA of Rhea pennata, 3176 nucleotides long. It is a transcript of the gene SARAF, whose product is annotated as store-operated calcium entry associated regulatory factor. Lineage: Eukaryota; Metazoa; Chordata; Aves; Rheiformes; Rheidae. The record is from RefSeq and is a predicted model, not a curated record. The transcript has 6 exons. Gene Ontology annotation, biological process: regulation of store-operated calcium entry. Bases 42 to 953 code for a protein of 303 amino acids. Gene Ontology annotation, cellular component: endoplasmic reticulum membrane.
GCGAUGCUGCGGGGGGAAGGUUGACUCGUCGCCGCGCUGUCAUGGCGGCGGGAGGUCGCGUCCGCGCCGCUGCCGGCUCCGCGCUCGUCCUGCUCCUCCUCUGCGCCGCCGCGGGCCCCGCGCACUGCUGGGCCCAGCCAGAGAGGGUUCUGCUGCGGGAGGUGCAGGCGCUCACCCUCCACCGCGGCCGGUACACGACGGCGCGGCGAGCGGCUGCCGUGCCGCAGUUGCAGUGCACGGGAGGCGCCGCGGGAUGCGCCGCCGUCCCCGAGGUUGUCCAGUGUUACAACAAAGGCUGGGAUGGCUACGACGUGCAGUGGCAGUGUAAAGCAGAUUUGGAAAACAGCUAUCGUUUCGGACAAAUAGAAGUGAGCUGCGAAGGCUACGAUUAUCCAGAUGAUCCUUACAUCUUAAGAGGAUCCUGUAGUUUACUGUUCAGGCUAGAGCUGACUGAGGAAGGUGAAAGGAAGGCAAAGAACUCUGGAAGCUUUGGCUCUAGCUAUUACCAGUCAAGAAAGGAUUUUUCUGAUUCUGGUGCCGGAGUGAUUGUGGUAGUUGUUCUUCUGAUUCUUGCUUAUGGAGUUUACAAGCUCUUCCUCAGUAACCAGCCACCUCAACAGAGUUUUGGUGAUGGAUUCUCUAGGCCUUUCUGGCAGAGUCAGCAAGCUCCUCCUCCUGGUUUUAAAGCCAGCUUCACAGAACCUGACAGCUUUGGGACUCAUUCCAGUCAUAGAACCAAUUCAGGACCAGGAUUUUGGACUGGAUUAGGAGCAGGAGGCUUGCUAGGCUACUUGGCUGGUAGUCAGAGAGCACAGUCACGUUCUCCAUAUUUCAGUACAUGGACAGAUCACAUGGCCGUACCUCCGAUGUAUGGACAGUCAAGCAAUUCCACACAAGCUAGUAGUUCAGGAACAAGAACUGCUUCUGGCUUUGGUGGCACAAAACGAAGAUGAAAUCCUUGAUGUUAUUACAUCUCCAUAAUUGAACUAAACCACGUUCAUGUGUGCUAGCACUUUUUUUUUUUUUUUAACAGUAGGCUUUGGGAGUGAAUAUGAGAAGAGAUGUGAAGGACUCAGCAAAUAAUUCUUUUUCCCUGUGGAAAUGUGGACUCUCAUUCUUGUUCAGGGUAUUGCAGGUACUGGAACAUCCACUAUCACAAAAACAGCUUCUCAUAAGAAAAGAAGUCAUAAGAUACAAAAUAAACUCUUCCAAGUUAAAAGAAUGUUACAAUUGCCUAUACUUGACUGAUGAUGUCAUUGGUAGCCUUACCAGAUUUUCAAAGCAAGUAGCUUACUCAUGCUCUGGAGUAAACUUCGUUUAAUCCAGAAUUUUCUGUGUAUUUCAGUUGCUUUCUGUUUUCUUUUGUUUUGUUUUUCUUUGUGAUCCAGCACCAGGAAGGCCUAGUAUGUAAUCCGUCUGAUAUCUAAGGAGUAACACCUCUUUUUGCUUGUCUUAUAGUACUGUUCAUUUGAUUUUAAUAAGUGCAGUGAGCUGAUCAGAUGAGUCUUGGGGUUUUCCUGUAGUGGAGAGGAGGGCAAAGCUGUAGAGAGACUAACACUAAUGUUUGUCUCUGUCCUGUGUGAUUUCCUGGAGUCAAAAAUGAGUGGAUUUGAAGAUAUCUGUGUUCUAGGCUUUGUCCAAGUGGGCACACAAACUUGGAGGAUUUUUAUUCUUUUUGUAAUUAAUAAGCUGAAUUGUGACAAGAUGCUGCUUGUGUAAUCUAGACCUUUUUCUGGAAGAGGGAGGUCCCGUAUGUUAAGGUGGUUAUAGGCACUUUACCCUCAUUAAGAUCCCAAUUUUUUUUUUUUUUUUAACUGGGAAUGUUAGCAAUAUUGUGAAAUCUGCAGAUGUGAGGUGGCUUAUGUCAGCUCCUGUUCUUCCUAUAAGACCCACCUGUCCAGGACAGAUUAAACCAAAGGUGCUUAUUACAAAUGGAAAGGGAAAAUUCUUAUUCCAAAGCUGGUAGUAUCCCUAGAACAUAGCAAGCCUUAAGACUAAGCAAAGAAAGGGACCCAAUAUCUGAUGGGACACAAACCUUUUGAGAAUGCCCUUUUUUUCCUCCUUUUUCUUCUUUUUCAGUGCUGUCAAAGAGUGAAUGGGACUCUUUCAGUAUGAGAGAGGCCUUGCUUUGUUCAGUAACGAUAUUUUUGGACUCUGAGAAGUAUAUUAGUCCUUGUGUGAUUGGCUGUGUUGUGGGAGAGGAAGAGGAAUUGCUGGAAAAAAAAAGUGACGUUUCUCAUGACUUUGUCAGGAAAAUGUGAAUAAGGAGCUGCUUGACUGGGCAUUUUCCAGAAGCCCUACCUUUUUGCUAAUACAGCUCAGAAGCAUCGGUGUGUACAGCUUGCUUGUGCAAAAGGAAAGUGUUCUUGCUGGUAUAAGCUGCAUCUCCACAAGGGAGUUUAGCAGGUAUGGUUAGUCUAGGAAGAUGACUUUAGUGUUACUCAUCCAAAAAGUAACUGUGUCUUCUCAUGAGCGCAAAAAUAAUUGGCUAGAAUGGUUAUGCCUGAAUUCAGUAUCUGGCUUAGGGAUCAGGAAGUGUACAGAAAUCUUCAAGAAGCCAACAAAAGCUGCUAAAGAUAGUGGAGCUUGUCCUGAAAAAAGUGAAGAUUUGAUGCAGUUGAUAACUUGUUGAUUAAAAAUAAUGAUUUAUCAUUUGAGAGGUGCAUGUUUUUAAUAUUGGAGGUCAGCUACACAGAGCUGCUUGAGCAUUAUGUGUCUGGAGGAAAAUAUGGAGAAUCCAGUGUGACUAACAGCCUGCUCCAGCAACCUAGAAAGCAAGGAAAAAGUGAAGACCUUACCGUUGGCCACUUAGAAUGUCUGCUUUGAGGUGAAGUAUCCAGUAAAUCUUUUAUCUUUUUGUCAAGUAGAGCAAAGUAACCCAUUUUAAAUGUGCAUUUUUUAUUUACAAGUAAGUGUAUUCAGGCUGAAACUUGUAGCAGUGCUCUGUGUACCCACUAAUUAACGACGAAACUGGAUUUUUACUGUCUGAGUGUGAAGCUAGAUCUAAAAUAAUGAUAUGCUGUAGAAUGUUCUAGAUGUUUUUGUUUAUACUUCCUGCACUGAAUCUGUUGUGAUGCAUAAACCUGAUGACUUACUGUAGCCUCUGUACUCUGAGUCUGUUUAAAGGAUGUUUUUGCCCUUCCCUUUGAUAAAGUAAUAAAGAAGAACUAUGGGGA